This is a messenger RNA of Dreissena polymorpha, 1025 nucleotides long. RefSeq names its product microfibril-associated glycoprotein 4-like. The transcript has 4 exons. The record is from RefSeq and is a predicted model, not a curated record. Lineage: Eukaryota; Metazoa; Mollusca; Bivalvia; Myida; Dreissenidae. The coding region runs from base 121 to 927 and encodes 268 amino acids.
CAUUUAUUUUCCACGAAAACAGUUUACCAUGUGAUGUCAUAAACAGCUAGCAGCUGUAUAUAAAUGCAAAUAACUGGCUCAAUCUCAGUCGCAAUGCCUAUGGACUGGCAGUAACUUUGUAUGAUGUUUCUGUAUCUGUCAGUGUGCGCGCUCGUGCUGGUCGGUGCUCGUGCUGGUGGCGAGACGCCGGUCGGAAGUGUGGAGUUCGAACAGCCGACGUCGGAUGUGGAACUUAUCAGUGACGUCACCGUUAUCAACGACGCGGACAUCACCAAGUACCAUGACUGCGAUGCAAUCCUGGCUUCCGGUUUCUACAAGGAGGCGGGGGCAUACCGGAUCUACCUGAACCAGUCGGAACCUGUAGUGGUAUACUGCCAAUUCGAGCUGGGUUCCGUUAGCUACGUGAUUUCGAUUCAGAAGUUCGGCAGGGUGAGUUUUGUGCAGUACUACUUCUACUAUGAGUGGGGCUUCGGGAGCAUUGGAGGAGGUGACGGUUGGCUCGGUCUACGGCGCAUCAAGGCUCUAACAGACGCCGGUAACAACAAGCUCACGGUGACGAUGCAAGACUGCAAUAAUGUGGUUACAACACUCGUCUGGAAUCACUUCUCGCUUGGAUCGCCUGCCUCGCGCUACACUCUCUACGUCAACAGCUAUGCUUCCGGUAACGUACUCCCUGACGACCUGUCCCAUAACAACGGCAUGCCUUUCUCGACUAUCGAUAGACCGGAUGUAAACAACUGCGCACUGAACAUGCGCGCCGGUUGGUGGUACAACUACUGCACGUACGCUCUACCCACUGGGAAAUUCUACCCCAAAUGCGGUCCCUACACUCCUCUCGGGCGUUUCUAUGACGGUCUGUUCUACAGCGACUGGCGCGGUUUCGGCUAUUCUUUGAAGUACUUCCGCAUGGCGAUAUCACGUGACUAGGAGACGACCCAUCUGUUGUCAUCGAACUUCUUUUAAGACUGAUAAUUAUUAUAUUUCAUUUUUCGCGUUUUUGUAACAAAAUAUGCUUGCAAACAUCA